CAAAGUGGAAUUAAGCCAGAAAGAGGCGUACUGAAACGUAGAGAGAGAGAGAGGGAGAGAGAGAGAAGGGGGAAGGGACGGCAAUGGGGGAUCUCUUUGCAUGGCUAAUUUCCUUUUUUCUCGUCAUCGGUGUAAUCGGCGUAAUUCUAUACCAGCUAAUGUGCUUGGCGGAUCUUGAAUAUGAUUAUAUCAACCCUUACGAUUCGGCAUCUAGAAUAAAUAAGGCUCUUUUGCCUGAGUUUGUUGCUCAAGGAGUUCUGUGCUUCCUCCAUCUUUUUACCGGACAUUGGGUUAUGUUCUUGCUCUGCGCUCCAUACGCAUAUUACAAUUUCACAAUAUAUACUCGAGGGCGGCACUUGUUAGAUGUAACUGAGAUAUUUAACCAGCUCCCAUGGGAGAAGAAGGUACGAUUAUACAAGCUCGGAUAUCUGGUCGUUUUUCUAGCUCUGACAAUAUUCUGGAUGAUUUGGAGCAUCGUGGAUGAAUGAGCAAUCCGAGUUAUAUGCUCUCAUGUACUAUAUGUUCUGUAAGCCUAAAGCCUUGCUAAUUAUAUGUUCUGUAAGCUCUUGUUAAUUAUCAUUCUUUGACGAGUUUUUUUUUUUUAAAUAUAUUUUUUUUCUUUUUUG
Messenger RNA from Erythranthe guttata (spotted monkey flower), 626 nucleotides. Its product is annotated as protein cornichon homolog 4. The record is from RefSeq and is a predicted model, not a curated record. Gene Ontology annotation, biological process: vesicle-mediated transport. Lineage: Eukaryota; Viridiplantae; Streptophyta; Magnoliopsida; Lamiales; Phrymaceae.